This is a messenger RNA of Fusarium vanettenii 77-13-4, 1110 nucleotides long. RefSeq lists its product as uncharacterized. The transcript has 3 exons. Gene Ontology annotation, molecular function: protein binding. Gene Ontology annotation, biological process: DNA-templated DNA replication; rRNA processing. NCBI's taxonomy places the organism in Eukaryota, Fungi, Ascomycota, Sordariomycetes, Hypocreales, Nectriaceae. Bases 1 to 1110 code for a protein of 369 amino acids. Gene Ontology annotation, cellular component: nuclear pre-replicative complex. The record is from RefSeq and is a predicted model, not a curated record.
AUGCUGUCCCAGGAGUUCAUCUCGGCCAUCUGCGGCCCUCCUCUCGCCGCAAACACCGCAGUCUCCAAAGAUGUCGGCAUCUACUCUCACUCCCUCACCCCGUCUCACACCAUCAAGGCGUCUUUCAAGAAGAGCUCCACUCCUGUCAACGGCUUAGCCGUCAGCCAGACUCACAUCUUUGCCGCACAGGACCAAAAGGCACACGUUCAUGUCUACUCCCGCGUGCGUGGCAACCAAGAGGCCCUCGUGCCCUUCCCGGACAGGAUCCGCAGCCUGGCCCUCGCUGGCCAAGUGUUGGUCCUGGGCUCCGCAGAAGGAAGGUUGUUUUUGUGGGAGACGUGCACGGGCCGACAAGUGUCGACGCCGCCUUGCCAUGUUCAGGCUGUUUCCUGCUUGGCUGUGACGCCCUAUCACAUCUUGUCCGGAUCCGAAGACUCCAACAUCAACGUUUGGUCAUUGUCACGCCUGCUUGAGCUCAAUGUUCAAGGGGAGCACGAACCCGAUCUGACACUGUCCAACCACCGUGGUGCCAUCACCAGCUUGACCGUCGGACCCAGCACCAACCCGGAAACCAGCAUAUGCAAGCCGGUGCUUGGCUCCCGCAGCACAGAGCUGCCCUCCAUUGUCGUGCAGGUCAGCGCCCCGCUGGCUGUCUCAGAUCCAGAAGCCGGCCAGCCAUCGUGCCUGGCUGUAACAUACGACGGCACUUCGAUUCUGUCUGGGCACACCAGCGGCAAGAUCUUGCGGUGGAGUCUGGCUGAAAACUCCCACCCGACCGAGGUCGCGAGCCUCAAUGCCUCAGUGACCAACCUUUGUUUCGUCCCUCCCUUGUCGACGGAGCAACCCACCAAGGCCUUGGCCAUUGUCAAGCCAAACCAGAACCUUAAGCAAUAUGCCUUUACAGGGCAAUUGACUACCGAUCUCGGAGAUGGGACACGACUCAGUCGGAUGCUAGCCACCAACGGAUUCUCGUCUGAAUCCCUGGAGACAGCAAUCUCAUCCGUGUCUACGUCAUCCAACGGGAAGCAAGACGACGAGCUUGCCAAGCAAGAGGAGCAGUUCCGGGCCAUCAUGAACACUUGCAAGAUCCUCAAUGGCCCGAUCAGUUAG